AUGUUCUCAGCACUUAAAUCAGCGUACUAUUCGAAAAAAAAGGGCAAGCGGAGUGAUGAGGAGAAGAAAGCUUCAGAGAGUCCCCCUCCUCAACCUACCGAUCAGUCGUCUUCGAAGGGCCGUUUAGAUUCAACAUCCGUUAAACACCACAGCGAAGCAGACAUACCUGAUCAGGCCAAGUCAUCCACUGUAUUUGCUCAACUUGGAAAUUAUGGGCCGGCGACGGAGAGCAGCACUCAGAAGAGCCCGACAGAAAUGAUUACGCAAAAGAGUCUAGCUCCCAUCAAAUGGUUUUCUCCACCGUCUAAUACCAAUUACCAAGACGAAGACGACAAAGAUGACGGAGACGACGAAGACGACGAAGACGACGAAGACGACGAAGAUGCUUCUAUUUCGUCUUCAGAAUCUGGCAGCCAUAGUCUAAUAGACAAUCAACAAGCUCAGCAAAAUCCGAUCCCAAAACCAUCCAAGCCAUUCUUCAAACCUAAAAUUUCACCCUUUAUACCUGCUCAAAAUAAAAGUUGGGUCCCGGUGGAAAAGAAAGACCAAAAUGGCUUUUUUCGUCCCAAAACCCCAAAGUAUUCGAGACCCUAA
Messenger RNA from Morchella importuna, 594 nucleotides. RefSeq lists its product as uncharacterized. The record is from RefSeq and is a predicted model, not a curated record. NCBI's taxonomy places the organism in Eukaryota, Fungi, Ascomycota, Pezizomycetes, Pezizales, Morchellaceae. The coding region runs from base 1 to 594 and encodes 197 amino acids. The transcript has 3 exons.